AUGGAUCCGCCAGGACUCAUGGUGAUUGUGCUGCAGGGCCCCCGCGCUAUCGCCGCAUGUGACGGGGACCCCAGGAGCGACCCUGGAUGGGGCGCAGGGAGGUCGGGGAGGGUCGAGGAGGACCCCUCCGCGGAGGACGACCCGGGCUCGGGCUCGCGUGCGCUGCUGCUGCUGCAGCUGCCGGCGCGGAUCCCUGCGGAGCGAGCGAGCGAACGAAGGCGGCGGUGCAUUGUGGUCCCUGCUGGUUCGUGUGACGUCGCCUCGCAGCAGCAGCAGCAGGAGGAGUCGAGGAGGAGGCCGCGGCAGCAGUCGGAGCGGCAGGGCGCGCAGGGCGAUCCCCGCCACGAAGGCGCCAUGGGCAAGCGCGACACGAGGAUUGCCUGGGUAAAUCCCAUAGCAGCAGCCCGAGCCCGCGGGCCGGCCACCGGUGGUGGGAGCACCAUACAGGACUACCUCAACCGGCCGCGGCCGACAUGGGACGAGGUUAAGGAACAACUGGAAAAAAAGAGGAAAGGAUCCAGGGCUCUUGCAGACUUUGAGGAGAAGAUGAACGAUGAUUUCAAGAAAGAGCUUGAGCAGCAAAGAGAGAGGCUACUGAACAGAAAGGAGGAGGUUCCUGUACCCACCCCAGGGUUGCUGGGAGUCCCGGGCACUCCGAACGUGUCCCUCAUCCCCGCUGCCUCGGGGGGUCCUGGCGUGCCGGGCAUCGUGGCGAUGCUGGCUGCUCAGAAGAAGCCACCGAAAGAGAAGAAGAAAAGGCACUCUUCAUCCUCCUCAUCUUCAAGUUCUGAUUCAUCUAGCAGCUCUGAAGAUGAAGACAAGGGCCACAGGAAGAAGAAGAAGAAAAAGAAGAACAAGAAGAAGAGAAGCAAGAGGAAGUACCAUUUUGUGGAGAAGAUGGCCGAAGAUUCCUCCGCGCCCGCUACCGUGGCACCGCCGCCUCUGCUGAUAGGGCCCAUGCCGGCACCCGUGGCCAUGGGACCCAAGGCCUUGUCGGUGGCCCCGGGGCCUGCGUCCGUGUCCUCGCCGUCAGUCUCCGCGGUGAAAAAGGCGGCGUCACCGGCGGCGGCGGCGGCGGGGACCGCAUCGGCAGCACCAGCGCCCGUAGCGCGUGAACACUCGGUGGAUAGCGAGAGCUCCAAGUCGAAGAAGAGGAAGAAGAAACACAAGAAGCACGGCAAGAAAAAGCGAAUGCGCUCCUCCUCCUCGCCCAAGUCGGGCUGAUGUCGCCAGACCCACGGCAGCAGCUGUGGCCACCCCUCAUCUGUCAAGUAGCAGCAGCAGCAGCAUCUCCUCGACCGUGCACCGUUGCUCACAAAAACACCCACCACAUCUCUACCCUCUUCUUUAGUUGACUUGACCAAAAAUUUGAGUCCCCGUGGUCAAGAAUUCAAUGAAGUUGUCCGGUGUGGUGGGCGUACAGAAGGGGAGGGGGGCGGCGCUCCCCGUCCAGGGAUGCAGAGUUCGCCGCCGGACUCGUGCGCGCCAGUGCCGCACUGUGCAUGUUCAUUUUUAUUGCAUGGAGCAGGGAAAGUCGUACGGUGCGGAGGGGGGGGGGGGGUGGCUUCAGAAUGCAGUGCAUGGCGGCAGGAAAAGCCGGCAAGCGUAUCGUGGUGCUUCAUGUUGCCGUGUCUCGGCGCAAGUGCUCGGAGCGCUGGUCCACCUGCCCCCCGGAUGCUUCGUGGGCUCCAGCUGGAUUCAGAGCCAGUUUGAGCAUGCGGACCUUGCGUGCCCUGUCCGGUGACUCGUAUCGGAACAACAAGGAUCAGUGGGGGGGGGGAGAGGAUUCCGCCGCCGCUGAGGAUUUAUGGAGAGAUCCUUAGCCGCUGAUCAAAAUGCAAACCUUUACGGACGGCGAACCUGGCAUGCCCGAGACGAGCAAAUCUGUACGAAAUGUCAGUGCUGCAAAAUAAGGCGGGCGGUGGGCAGGCGGGCACGCACUUUGACAGUUGCCAUUUUUUAUCGGGGGGUGCUGCGCGUCGCUCCUUACUCCGCACGCCGUUCCCUGGGCCGGCGGUGGACAAAGCGUGCGGUCGCUCCACCCGCCGGGAGGCGUUUCCCCAACGUGCGCACGGCACGGGCGGUGGUGACGGCGGCGGCAGUUAAUGCCGGCGAGUGAACCUUGUAUAUACUAGGCCCACGCAGGUCGCGCGACGCGUGUGUAAGUAAAAAAAAAA
Messenger RNA from Petromyzon marinus (sea lamprey), 2177 nucleotides. It is a transcript of the gene FAM133B, whose product is annotated as family with sequence similarity 133 member B. NCBI's taxonomy places the organism in Eukaryota, Metazoa, Chordata, Hyperoartia, Petromyzontiformes, Petromyzontidae. The record is from RefSeq and is a predicted model, not a curated record.